Molecule: messenger RNA, 295 nt
Organism: Staurois parvus
Lineage: Eukaryota; Metazoa; Chordata; Amphibia; Anura; Ranidae
Source: the annotation of a GenBank genome assembly
AUGUUCAGUUUGGUGUGUAUUGCCAGAGGUUUUUUUUUUUCUUGGGAGCGUGCAUGUGAUCAGCACAGUGCAAAUCAGCACUGUCCAGAUAGAGGUCAGGGGUUCUGCAUCCUCCUAGAGCAGAAUGAAAACUCAUCCUACAAGCUUUAACCAGUGCUCGGCUGGACACUGAUAGAACUCACAUAACUGCUAUAUACUGCUGAUAAGAAAAGGUAUUUAGCAGUUUAUAUUUACUAAAAUAAUUGCAUUUCCAUGUUCUGUGGAAGACCAAAUUUAGUGAAUGCAGGGUCCUGGG